Toxotes jaculatrix (banded archerfish) is the source of this 4870-nucleotide messenger RNA. It is a transcript of the gene igf2bp1, whose product is annotated as insulin-like growth factor 2 mRNA binding protein 1. Gene Ontology annotation, molecular function: mRNA 3'-UTR binding. The record is from RefSeq and is a predicted model, not a curated record. Gene Ontology annotation, biological process: regulation of gene expression; nervous system development. Gene Ontology annotation, cellular component: cytosol; nucleus; cytoplasm. Lineage: Eukaryota; Metazoa; Chordata; Actinopteri; Toxotidae.
AUGCACAAGCUGUACAUUGAUCUAGGCGACAGCGUGACUGCCGAGGACUUGGGAAAAACCUUUGACGACCACAAGAUCCCAUACUCCGGACAGUUUCUAAUGAAAACCGGCUAUGCGUUUGUGGAUUGUCCGGACGAUCACUGGGCCAUGAAGGCAAUCGAGACGUUUUCUGGUAAAGUGGAACUUCAUGGGAAACGCAUUGAGGUCGAGCACUCCGUCCCCAAGAAGCAAAGGACCAGGAAACUGCAGAUCAGGAACAUCCCACCCCACCUACAAUGGGAGGUGCUGGAUGGUCUGUUGGCCCAGUGUGGAACCGUAGAGAACUGUGAACAAGUGAACACAGACAGUGAGACUGCAGUGGUCAAUGUCACAUACGCUUCCCGGGAGCAGGCAAGACAAGCCAUCCAGAAGCUCAAUGGAUACCAGUUUGAGAACAAUGCCCUGCGCGUCUCCUACAUCCCAGAUGAAAUCUCUGAGCUGGAGGGAGGCCAGCGGGGGCCCGACAACGGCCGGCGCCCUGGUUAUGGGCCUCGCGGCGGGCCCCGUGGUGGGUCCCCGAGCUCCGGGAUGCCCUCCAAACCCCCACACGCCGACAUCCCUCUGAGGCUGCUGGUACCCACGCAGUAUGUCGGAGCCAUCAUCGGCAAGGAGGGAGCCACCAUUCGCAACAUCACCAAGCAGACACAGAGCAAGAUUGAUGUGCACCGCAAAGAGAACGCAGGUGCUGCUGAGAAGCCAAUCAGCAUCCACUCCACCCCUGAGGGCUGCUCAGCCGCCUGCCGCAUGAUCCUGGACAUCAUGCACCAGGAGGCUAAAGACACCAAGACCGCGGAUGAGGUUCCUCUGAAGAUUUUGGCUCACAACAACUUUGUCGGACGCCUCAUUGGGAAGGAGGGACGCAACCUGAAAAAAGUCGAGCAAGACACAGACACAAAGAUCACCAUCUCCCCUCUCCAGGACCUGACGCUGUACAAUCCAGAGAGGACCAUCACAGUUAAAGGCUCUAUUGAAGCCUGCUGUCUGGCCGAGGUGGAGAUCAUGAAGAAGGUCAGAGAGGCCUAUGAGAAUGACAUCGCUGCUAUGAAUCAACAGACUCACCUGAUCCCUGGGCUCAACUUGGGCGCUCUUGGCCUCUUCCCCUCUUCCUCCAACAUGCCCCCACCUCCUGCUGGAAAUGCUGUCACCAGCGCCCCCUAUGGCUGCUUUGGGGCUCCAGAGCAGGAGACAGUCCAUGUCUACAUCCCAGCACAGGCGGUGGGAGCCAUCAUUGGAAAGAAGGGACAGCACAUCAAACAGCUGAGUCGCUUCGCUGGGGCCUCCAUCAAGAUCGCCCCGGCUGAAACUCCAGACUCUAAAAUGAGGAUGGUGAUAGUGACAGGACCCCCUGAGGCUCAGUUUAAGGCUCAGGGCAGAAUCUACGGCAAACUGAAGGAGGAGAACUUCUUUGGGCCCAAGGAGGAGGUCAAACUGGAGACUCACAUCAAGAUGGCAGCAGCCGCUGCAGGAAGAGUCAUUGGAAAAGGAGGCAAGACGGUGAAUGAGCUGCAGAACCUGACAGCAGCUGAGGUGGUGGUCCCCAGGGAACAGACGCCUGAUGAAAACGACCAGGUCAUCGUCAAGAUCAAUGGACAUUUCUACGCCAGCCAGUUGGCUCAGAGGAAGAUCCGGGACAUCCUGACCCAGGUCAAACAGCCACAGAAGGGCGGGAUGGGCAUGGGCCCCAGCCCUAAUCCCCAGGGCUUCACAGAGAUGGGCAGUCCUACGCAGGGUCUGACUCAGGACCACCAGCCGCGCAGGAAGUGAGGGUAUCCACAUCCUCCUCAAACGCCGUGGGGCACCCCUGCCUGACGGACAGACGGACAGACACAUGCACGGACGGAUAGACAGACGGACAGAUACAGGAGAGCGACACACGGACCCAGCGAUAGACAGGGAGAGAUAUAAAGAGGGAGGGAGUACGCCCGAUAACCAGAGAGAAAGAUAGGUGUUCAGAGAGAAGGAGAGAAGAAUAAAAUCAAAAGAUGAAAUGAAUAAAAAAAGAGGAUUAAGAUAAAAAGAAACUUGAGAACAGAGACCAGAUGCCAGGCCAGAAGAGACACUGAUUGAAGAUGGAGGGAUAAAGGAAAGGAGGGUUGGAGAAAGGGAGGGGUGGUGUCCUCCUAGUGUGCCUUGGUGUAGGGCUGCAGCCAGCUCCUCGUCUGUUGAAACUUUAACAGAUCCUGCAUCAGGUGGGUUUAAACAACACGGGGCGACAUUAUUCACCAUGUGUGGUGGAGCCGUACCGCUCUUGUUUACACCUGUCCACGUGGGUUCAGAUCUAGUGCAGAGGGGUGAGGCUGGCUGGACAAAUCUGUGUUUCCUGAGACACACUAGCAGGGGGCCCAUUUGCCCCUCUGUCGCCCCCCCCCCUACAGACCUCUCCAACCAUCUGCAGUCAGUCCUAUAUUUUAAGGGUGGUUUUUUUUUAAACAUAGAGAUAUAUGUAUAGAAAUGUUUUAUUCAGAGCUAUUAUUGAUAAUAUGCAGUGAGGCGGAGCCGGGAGAGGGGGCACGGAAACCGCUGCAGCGGCACAGGGGGAUAGGUCACAGGUCUGGCGCAAGCCCCACCCACCCCUAACCCCUGAGCCAAUGAGAGUCUGGAAGAGGGGCCGCAGAUGUUAACACUGCUCUUCAAAGACCUCUCUGAAUAGCGGAGAGAUUAGAAAAAAAAAAAAAGAGAGGAAAAAAAAGAAGAAAAUAUGAGGUUGUAAAUAUAUAAUCUUCAUGUAAAUGUUAAGAAAUGCUGCGUCUGGCCGUCUUGCCUUUCUUCUAAAGGGGUCUUCUGUAUAUUUCCCCAGUCCCUUGUCUAUGAUAUGUAGCAUAAUGUAGCCUACAACGAGGCCAGGGGCUGGGGAGGCACUGAGCACCCCUCCACAUUUAGCUGUGUGACGGAAGGCGCAGCAAGAGACAGUAAGGGGAGCGGAGGUCGCAGCUGGUCCUGCAGUUCUAUUGCAGCGGCUUAGCUCACACAUGUGAAACCAUUGUACAACAGCUUUGUAAAAAAAAAAAAAAACAGCCAGCAGCUAUGCUAGCUGGCUAGCGGCCCGCACCUUAAAUGGCAUAUUUUAUAUAUAUUAUAUAUAUAUGAUAUGUGAGUUAGCCCGGCCCCUUGGGUGAAUGUAUUGAAGGCAGGGAGCCUGGUGUGAGGUUUCGCUGCACCUGUAUGAAAAAGUCCUGCGAUGACAGACAGACAAGGUGUGUCUGAGACUUUCUGCUCAUUGCUUUCUUCUAGCGCUGGAUAUGCUCAAGGCCAGUCUUGGACAGGAUGGCAUUUUCCUCAGAAGAGCUGGGGGUCCUUAAGACCAUCCCUGCUUUAACGUCAGCUUUGUCUCUGACAAACAUGGCCUCUAACGCUUGUAGUAAUAAAAGAGGUCCGAGGCUGGCCUUGGCCCAAAGAGGCGAAGUCUUCCAAAAGCUCCUUGCCUUGAGCUCAGAGAAGGUAAAAUCAGACCGAAAAGGGGAGCGGCUUCCUCGUUCUCUCUCCCAAUCUGCCGAAGGCCUGUGGGCGGAGCCUCCAGACCCUGCCUGCGUAUGAUAAUGAGGGGCGGGGUCUACGCCUGGACGCUCUCGCCAAGAUUAGAACAGAUUAGAGAAGAAAUGAAAAAGAAAAAAACCUACCUCAGGGUAAAGUUACCUCAGUAUUCCUAACUUUUUUUUGCUUGCUGGUGUUUUAUAUAAGAAGAAAAAAAGAAAAGAAGAGCUGAUAGUCCUGAAUAUUUUUAUUUUUUUAAGGAAAAAAGUAUUUUUUUUUAGGUAUUGUCUUGUUGCUUUGGUUAUUUUUUUCUGUUUUUUUUUUUUUUUUCCUUUGGUGUGAUGAUGGUUGAAUGAGCUCAGGAUGACGAAGAGGCCGUGUUUUUUUUUUUUCUUAAAGCAGAGGGAGAUAAAAUGCAGAGAGGAAAUGGGUCGAGUGCCAUUUUGCCUUUUGUAGGUGAGAAAACAUGCUCUCUGUCUUCCUGAAGUGUGAUUGGAGCAGCCUGUUGUCUGAAGCUAAAAAAAAAAAAAAAUUGGCCAAUGGGGAGUGGUAUAAACUCGAGAAGGGGUCCUGAAGUGCACACGGUGACCAAACAUGCCACUGGGGUCUCUUUCCACUGACCUCAUGUCAUCAUAGGGGUGGGGGGGUGUUACUAGUGAUUAUAUCAUACAGAGUGACCGGCACAGUCAGACAGCCUCAUCCUCAGGUCACAUUAAGUCACUGCGAGUCCCUUUUCUCGUGGCUACUGGCCCACUCUGAAGGACCCUCUUCUCCUGCCUUAUUGUGAUGACAUCAUCAUGAAGCGCCAAACAUUAUGAGAGGGCUUUAAGUGUUCCAAAAUAACAACAAGAGGUUACUCACCCUUAAAGAGGACAUGUGAAAGUGAGCUUUCGAGCCCGAUUUCAGCCUGUCUUUCUUUACCUUUCUCACCUGGAGGUUGGGAACUUGUCAGAUCAGAGGUGUGUUGAACGCAGCAGUAGAGGCCCGUCUAUACAGUGUAACUGCACGUGGAGACAGGAGAGGGCUUUCUGCCUGCACACACAGACACACACACACACACACCUGAACUAGCUCUGAUUUCUCUGAAUGUGAAUAUUUAUUACCUGUGCACUGACCACGACACCUCAGAUGCUCCCUGUUGGCUACAUGCAUGCAUGGGUGUGUGUGCGCGCGUGUGUGUGUGUAUGAAAGUGAAUGCAGGUGUGUGUGUGUGUGUUUGUGUUCACUGGUUUUAAAUGUUCAUUUUUGUCAGGGGAUGUGGUGAAACUUAUAAAAAAGCAGAAAAAAGUAGGACGAGAACCUAUGGCACCUCCGUCUGUGUUCCAACUGACGGAGGAGGGAGAAAUCUGAGAACCUUUUC